UAGCCUCGUUCCCAGGAAGGCGCGUAUGAGACGGUGCACGGUGCCACGUGCUCCUAUGCGAUCGCCGUUCGCUGUAUGGCAGUCUGUGCACUUGGGUUCCUUCGUUAUUUCUCAUGGUGUAUUGAAUAUAGUAAGGACUUCAGCAGAACUAUGGUGGAACUGAGGGUUUCUGAGUGCAUAGCGUAGAAGCUGCAGGCACGGUCAUUUUUCGAAAGUCUUUCGCCUCGUUCCCAUGCUCCUGCAGGUCCGUCGUUCACAUGUCAAACUGCUCCGAACCGGCCGUGGUUGUCCUGAACGAGACGAGACUUUGCCGAUAUCCUGUACGCGCGGCAAGCUGAAUUCCUUCCUCACUUUCGGUCAGCAGCAAGGAAUAUGCCAGCUCGGCGAAAGCUUGCGCUGGCAAUUGGCAGACGUUCUGGUACAAGCCUGCAAGCAGAAAUAAAUGUCCGCCGUCUCAGUAAUGGCCUCGAAGCCUUCAAAGAGUAUUUUGACGACACUCACUGUGACCAGACGUCUGGAAAGGUUGAUGCUUCAAAGAAAGAUUGCCAUGCAAUUCCAGUUGAAAGGCGUGAUGUGGUGGGCAACACUGAUCCAACCAUGAUACAAUUACCAGCUGUGCCUGGUACUGGAGAAACUGAUAAGGAAAGAACUGGAGGCAGUGGCGAAAGAUCAAGUAGGCAGUCCCAGGAUUCCUCCCAACAAUCUACAAGAGGCCUACGGGACGCAUCGGGCGUAAAGAAUAGGAAGAGAUUCCAAGGUGUUUACCUCCGAGGCUUACCUCCAAAAUCUCAGGCUUUAACUCCAAGUGUGCAGCAAGGAAGCAACUCCAGAAGGGAGAGCGCUAAUGUUCAGAGCUUAAGCAUGUGUCUGCCAAGCCCUUUAGGUACACCGAUCCUGUGCAGCACUCGUUUGAGUGAGUGCAGUCCAGCACCUGGUAGUCCAAGAUACAUUUUGCAUGGAGACUCCCUUUUGGAUGGAUGUCUUCCUGCAGGUGGGCUACCCAGCAGUACAGUUAUUUCGCACGAUGCACUUUCAAGGCAGCCGGGCACUUUGAAGGCAAACACUGAUAAACGACGGGAUUCACUAAAACCAUCUAAGUCGUCGUCGUCGUCCUCUGGAUCUGCUCGGCCUUACACUGGUGCCUCAGAGCAGCGUCAGCACCACGAAGCAGUGACAGUACAACAAACGCUUUCCCCUAGCUCAGAUGACAUUCCUUCUGCUCCGAAUUGUGAGGGAAAGGGAUCUUGCUGGCGUUCAGAAUCGAAAACAGCUGCACCACUAGAAUCUUUGGCGACUGGUGUCCAAGGACAAGAAAUGGUAAACGAGCGAGAUCAGCAGGGCGAUGCUUCAUGCAGGUUACAAAGAAGGAAUGUUUCCUCGAACCUGUCGUGCAAUGCCAGUAAUUUGCCACAAAGGAGCCCCGUGAAAGAGAAGACUGUAUCGUACCGUGAGGAGCAUCGCACGUCCAAUGCUAUGUCUGACCAGCCAGGGCCAGAAGCAGCAGCACCUGCCAAAAGCACGAGAACAAGAAGAGGGGACAAAGUUACAGUACCUGCUGACAAGCCACCAACAGUGCGGAAGCGACCGAAAAAAUCUUCCCAUCCCACACAAGUAGACACUGUCCAUAAAGUAGCUAGGGUGGAAAAUAACGAAGGCGUUCUUAGACCGCAGUGUGAUAGGAGUGAUAAGGAUGUGAUAAGGACCACGCAGGGAUCCGUCCCAGAAACACUGCAUUCGUCUAACGCCUCCUCGAGUGGAGAUGAGGAGUCGCAUGAUCAGGUCACAUCUGGGGGGAACCCACUUAUGCGUAGUGCAAUGCAGGAAGUGCAACCUUUAUCUUCACAAAGGCGGCUGCCCACUUUAAAAGAGAGGAAAAUGCGUCGUCAGCCUUUAGGUGCUGUAGUGGUGGGAGGUGAUCCCAGCAUUCACCGUAGUACCGAAGAGUUCGUCCCAACGCAGAAGAGCAUCUCAAGAAUACUCCAGAAUGCACCAGUGUCUCCCACAAACCGCAAGACUUCUGAAAAAGCGUUGUCCCUCCAGAGUCCCGCAACAUCACCAGCAGCCAGUCCUACCCGUCCCAAGCUGUUGGCGCAAGAUUGCUCUCCUGCACAGAACACGAACGUUCUUCCACGGCAACAAUUGCAACGGGUGAGGCCGCAGCCGUCAGUGUUGCCUGUAACGCAAACCACAAAAGAGAAGAGUAUUAAGCGUGUGAGAAGCAAGACUGUGGAAAACGCCGUGGCCACACAGCCUUCAAAGGGUAGAGACCAGCCCCAUAAGAGGGAAGUGGCAACAAUGGCUAAAGCUGCCCAGAAUCAGAGUGACCUACCCAGCUCCAGUACUGGAAGUUCCACCUCACUCAGAAGAGGAACUCGUACCCGGCAGCCUCCUCCUCCUAGGGAUGGGCUCUACGUGCCCGUUUACGAGUAUACCAAAGAAGGACCUGUUUUCAAGAGAUACCAGGCAUUGGCAAAUUCCGAUCUGUAUGUGCAGGCAUGCUCUGUGAAGGCAAAAAGAAAUCCAAGUAAAGUCAGGCAUACAAAAGAGGUGUCUGAUACAACAGCUUCGAAAGUGCCUCCAAGGAAGCGUGCGAAACGACAGCCUGCACCAUGUGACAGCGUAAGUGCAGCUACUGUCAAAGGGCCUGGCCUACUGGACUUCUUGGAGACGUCUCACGUCCGUGACAUUACAGUACAAAAAGCAGAGAGUUACAAGUUCAUCUCGGAAGACCAGUCCGAGAACGGGUUUGAAAUCUCAACACAGUAUUUGCUGAUGUCCUGCCACACUGGAUUUAUUCGUAUCUACCCCGGGAAAGCUAAAGAGCCAGCAGACUUACUCUACAACAACGUUAUUUUUAUUGCACUGGACAAUCCUGUGCGUGUAUCAACAAGUUGCAACAUUGUGACCAAGCUUAGCAAGGGUGAUUCAUGCCUUGUGCCCAAAGGAACAUCAUACAGCAUUGAAAAUUUAUCUCAAGACCAUGGAGCAGAACUUCACUUCACGCUGAUGCCCAACUUUUGAGUUUGGUCACGUUCUGCAGGGUGCAUAUUUAAUUUUACAAUACUGCGGUGCUUCACAUGUAUCAGUCGGUAAAGACAGGCUUACACGCAGCAAUUGGCAGCUGAAAGCCCUAGAAUUGAGUAUACAGUAUAUAUGUGCGUACAAUAUGAAUUAGGUAAGUGAUCACAGAACGACUUUGUGUUGCACUUUUUUUUUACAGGGUAGUUUUUGCAUGUAUAAGCUCCCCGUACUUCUAUUUAUUGGAUUUCAGAUACAGCAGAGCUGUAUUUUGUUACAAAGAGAAUAACACACUAUUUUUAUUGUAUUUUACUUUUUAGCAAUAAUGUUUAUUUACAAAUAAAUAAGCACACAGAAUAGCAGUAUGCUGGUGCAAACAAUGUGCAUUUGUAGUCUA
Ornithodoros turicata is the source of this 3415-nucleotide messenger RNA. RefSeq lists its product as uncharacterized. The record is from RefSeq and is a predicted model, not a curated record. NCBI's taxonomy places the organism in Eukaryota, Metazoa, Arthropoda, Arachnida, Ixodida, Argasidae. Bases 373 to 3021 code for a protein of 882 amino acids. The transcript has 13 exons.